CUGAAUUCUCACCUAUCAACACUGGCAAAUAUUCACAAGAUUUACCACACCCUCAAUAGGCUGAAUCUGACAGAGGACGUUGGCCAAGACGAUCACCAGACAGGAAGUCUCCGGUCUUGCAGUUCAUCAGACUGCUUUAGUAAAGUGAUGCCUCCAAGGAAAAAGAGGAGACCUGCAGCAGGAGAUGAUUUAUCUGCUAAGAAAAGUAGACAUGAUGGUAUGUAUAGAAAAUAUGAUUCAACUAGAAUAAAAGCAGAGGAAGAAGUCUUUUCAAGUAAGAGAUGCUUAGAAUGGUUCUAUGAAUACGCAGGUACUGAUGACAUUGUAGGGCCUGAAGGUAUGGAGAAAUUUUGUGAAGACAUUGGAGUUGAACCAGAAAAUGUAGUUAUGCUUGUACUAGCAUGGAAGUUGGAUGCACAAAACAUGGGCUACUUUACAUUACAAGAGUGGUUAAAAGGAAUGACAUCACUACAAUGUGAUACUACAGAAAAACUGAGAAAUUCUCUGGAUUACUUGAGAUCUUUAUUAAAUGAGCCUACCAAUUUUAAACUUAUUUAUAGAUACGCAUUUGAUUUUGCACGGGAAAAGGACCAGCGCAGCCUAGACAUCAAUACUGCCAAGUGUAUGUUGGGCCUUCUUUUAGGAAAAACGUGGUCCCUUUUUCCAGUAUUUCACCAGUUUCUAGAGCAGUCGAAAUACAAAGUUAUCAAUAAGGACCAAUGGUGUAACGUUCUUGAAUUCAGCAGAACGAUUAACCUUGACCUCAGUAACUAUGAUGAAGAUGGAGCCUGGCCAGUGUUGUUGGAUGAGUUUGUGGAAUGGUAUAAAGGAAAACAGAUGACAUAAGAGCUUAACUAUGCACAGCCACUCAAGAGUCACUGUUACCACAGUUAUGUCAACCAUUAGCCAUAAACUGCUGUUCGUAUCGAAGUGCAUGCUGCUUUUCUUGCACUGCGUCCCUUUCACAGGGGACUUUUGAUGUUUGCUAUUUAACAAGCUAGCUAUGCUUGCUGUGUAGCAUUGUUCUCUUCGAAGGCUGCUUUGCAUUUUGUAUUUACACUACGGAUUGGUGAACUUGCCAGCGUCUUCACUGUGAUUAUGUGUAUAUUGCUGUCUAAAUUUUGUAUAGGUGUAUAAAAAAAAAAGCUUCAUCUAGGGAUUAUUUCUGCAGAAAUGUAUUGUAAAAAUAAUUUUGUGGCAUAUUUCUAGUCAUUACUUACAUGUUUGUUCAAACUUUAGGUUGGUUUUUUUUGUUUGUUUUUCUUUUGGUCUCAAAUGUAGCAUUUCGGGAAAUGAAAUGAACAGACUGCUUGGACAUAGUUAUGUGAAGAACUAGUGUCAAUUCUCAUGUUACUAUUUGAGAUGCCAAUUUCUGAGGGGAGAAGACAUGCUGUGACUUUCUUCACCGGAAUUCGCCGAACCCGACCUAUUGCUUAAUAGGAACGAAACGUUGGUGUCUUAGAAUAUAUAUAUACACACACAUAUAAAUAUGAAAACACUGUAAUAGUUGUACAUGCCACAGAUGACUUUCAUUUGAAGAAACAAGUACUGACUUUUUAAUGUUAAAACUGCAGUAGUCAUUACAGGUACAAAUGAACAAAUUAAAGUACCUUUUAAAAAUGGG
This is a messenger RNA of Eurypyga helias (sunbittern), 1624 nucleotides long. RefSeq names its product DCN1, defective in cullin neddylation 1, domain containing 4 (gene DCUN1D4). The transcript has 10 exons. The record is from RefSeq and is a predicted model, not a curated record. Gene Ontology annotation, molecular function: ubiquitin-like protein binding; cullin family protein binding; ubiquitin conjugating enzyme binding. Gene Ontology annotation, cellular component: ubiquitin ligase complex. Lineage: Eukaryota; Metazoa; Chordata; Aves; Eurypygiformes; Eurypygidae. Gene Ontology annotation, biological process: protein neddylation; positive regulation of ubiquitin-protein transferase activity. Bases 148 to 846 code for a protein of 232 amino acids.